Molecule: messenger RNA, 3339 nt
Organism: Eucalyptus grandis
Lineage: Eukaryota; Viridiplantae; Streptophyta; Magnoliopsida; Myrtales; Myrtaceae
Exons: 9
Coding region: 935-2845 (636 amino acids)
Source: RefSeq, a predicted model, not a curated record
UGGUGUAAUGAGGUCCUCCACGUGAAUUGGCUUUUAUUCUUUCCUGUCAAAUCGCAGAUCGCAUUAGACAGCAAGAGCUCCUUUUCCCCCUCAUCUUAUAGGGCCGCAUAAAGCAAAUCUUGGUGCUUCUGCCAAUGCUUAACUAGGGGGGUAAUUAACUUCAUUCUUUCCCGUCCUUGCGCCGUGUCAAUAGAUAAAGUCAUCAUUUCCAGGAACAAAAGAAAGGGAGAAAGGGAAGGGAAGGAAAGAGUCGGAGGUAACCCGUCGUUCCAUCUUUGCUCAGCUCGCUUUGCUAUGAAAGGACGGAGAAAAAGCCACCUACUUUCGGAUGCGAGCGUAUCUAUUUAUGGUGAGAAACCACAAACACGCUUUAAAUCUGCGGCGAUGCAGCUCCUCGGCAUACUUUAAUUGAAUUCUACGCGGCUCGGGCUGAAGAUCUGGACGGUGGUGUCAAUGGAGGGUCAAACAGUAUUCGACUCUUCCUUGGAGGGUUGAGCCAAAGUUUUGUCCUUUCUGUUGCUGUCGCCCGGUCUGGUCUGAGAGUACUCCGUCCAACAGCUCUCCACGAGGUCUACUUUCUUGCCAGUUGCCAACUCCUCCUUUUCCCCGAAGCCAACAACGGUACAUACAAAAAGCUCUCCCUGUGUCUCUCUCUCUCUGACGUGCAGGCGGAGAAAAUCCCUUUCUUCCUCUGCAUUCCAUACGCGGUCAUUCAUGAAUUUCUGCUGACCCACCUUCGAAAGUUUCAUUCAACCCAACCCAAUACGGUGUUCCUUCCUUUAACUCUUGCGCUCAUUCGUUCAUUCGAAACGAACGCCAAAUUCCGUUUCUUUUUAGCUCCGAUCCAGGUCCCCUGUUCCAAAGCUGCGAACUUUGCAACCCCUUCACCUCCAAACUACUCCUCCUUGAUCUGGGUCCCCGCGAAAACUCUCCCAUGGCGUGCCCAUCGGGUUCGAUUCUCUACAACGGCACGCUCUGCGCCUGCCCGCCUGGGCGCCUCUUGAACGUCACCGCCGACGCCUGCACUCUGUUCACGGCCAACACCACCAUCUCCGUCGACAGCGGCGUGGAUUACUACGCCAUAAGCUUCCCCGAGACCAUAUUCUCGUUCGAUUCGAUCAAGAGGUUCACGCAGUCGCAGGCCUUGUUCUUGGAGGCCACGGCCAUCCUGCUGCUGUCCUGGCUUUCGUUUUGUAUAUUCAUGAGGUUCAUGAAGGUCGGAGAUGGUAGGAAUGCGUGGUUCCAGAUUCGGUGGUGGAUUAGUCGUCUGGAUAUUUGCUUCUCCACCAGGCAUUGGCUGGAGGAUCAAAAAGUUGUUAAGAAACGCAAAACAGAGCUUGGUGGCACACUUUCCAUUGCAAGUUGGAUACUUUUUACUGGGUUGUUUGCUGCGUUGCUCUACCAAAUUAUCUGGAAGAGAACCAUCGAGAUUCAUAAUGUAAGGGCAACAAAUGCACCUGAUCUCGCUUCCUUCAACAAUGACAUGGAAUUUAAUAUCACUACUGUUUCUAGUAUGAGCUGUUCAAACUUGUGGGGUACGUACACAUUAGUUAUGGGGAGUCCUGGCUUGAUAGACUAUAAGGUUGCUCCUCUGUCAAGCUUUGCAGAUUUCUCUUGCCAUAAUACCAGUGAAGGGCCAACCGUAACACUCAGGUGCAGAAAUUGUCAGCUGUCUCAAGACAAUUAUUACAUUUCAUGGCAGUUUGUUGAUCUGCCAAAUAAUCCUGCAACUGCAGUGGGUUUCCGAUUCAAUCUUACCUCGAACGCCCAUGGCACUAAAAAACAUGUGAGCUUUGUAAGUGGUACCCUGAGGAAUGGGAGCGCUGAUGAUAGGCCAGUUACCUUCAGAGGCAAUGCUACAAAUUUGCUGAAAUUUAAUUUGUUCCCAAGUAUAUACCGUAAUAUAGACGAUCUCAGGCUCAUCCAACCACUAUUCCAUGAAUUUCUUCCUGGAUCAGUUUUUCGGGAUGCUUCUCAACUUCAAGCCUCCCUGGAAAGUUCUAAUGGGAUCAUCAACACUACAUUAUAUAUCAACUUUCUGUCUUCGUAUAUCGUCGAGAUUGACAAUCAGAGUAUUAUGGGCCCUGUAAGUUUCCUUGCAGACCUAGGUGGCCUUUUUUGCAUCAGUAUUGGCAUAUUCUACUACUUCUUGGUGCAGUGUGAAUACAGGGUCAAGAGACUGCGCAAUGAAGAUGCUGUUCUGCGGCAAAUUAGACACCGGCUGAAAGCUCAAGAACGCUGGGAUAAAUUGCGGAAAUAUGUAAUGUUCACCUGGGAUUGCAAAGCACUGGAAGAGAAAUAUAAAAACAGCACUAUUGAACCACAUUGUAGCGAUUGUAUGAUGCAUUCAGUUCGAAGGAAUGGCUCCCUUCAUACCAGCAGAUCGAAGAAGCAAUCGCAUAGAAAUGGGUCUAUUAAUCUUAGCAAGAAACUAAGCUUACCCAGCAAAAAGAAUGCUGCCCCAGAGUGUACCCAGUUGCAGGAGGUAAGCACUCAUUUAGCAGGAUCAGGAAACCAGGACAGAAUGUUGGAAUCAAGAUGUGACAAUCCACAGAAACACGAGCUCUGUUCCACAGUUGAUAAGAAGCAGCAUUCUAUUGAAUUACAGGAGAAAAAUACGUCUUCAGCAUCAGUUCUCUCUCUUACUGAUGAUCGACUCAUUCCACCGUUGUCAGUACCAGAAUUUAAGGCUGGUUCUGACAUGGAUAUGACUGAUGUCCAGAAGAAUAUUAUGCUUUUGUAUGAGUACAAUGCCAUGUUGAGGGAAAAGUUAGUUGCCACCCAUUCUAUGCUCCGUGAUCUGGUGACAGAACCCUCAUCUGCAAUGUCAAGAGACAAAAGAUGACAACGUGCAUUCUGAUUCAAGACAUCCCCUUUGCUCAUACUCCUGAAAAAUGCACAAGGGUGGAUAAAUGACAUGUCACAGGAGAUGAUGCUGCAUAUUGAACUGAACAGUCAAGCAGGCUUUGUUUUGCAUGAUUCAAGUGUCUCCUCUGGUGAGCCAGCUGGGGGUUCUGUUCAAUUCUGUCGGCAACUGCUGCCUGAUCUGCAGUAAAAUCUGAUUUUUUUGAAUGACUGAUGCAGCAAGUUGCUCAAUUUUGUGGCUUGAGUUGUGCGGGAGAGGUUUAUCCUGGAAUUCAAUCUUGCACUAUCGUUUGCAAAUUCAUGAGACCAAGCAGCUUAUGUGAAUUGUAUCUACACUUUUUAAAGCUAUUAGAGGUCAAAUGUACGAUAUUUAGGAAGCCAAUAGAGAGAAUAGUCGAUUUAUGUAUCCAGCAGAUCUUCAGAAUUAUUGAUAUGUAAUAUUUUGCUGUUUUCUGCUGAUUCACAUGACUCUGA